GAAAUUUUACACAGAGUGCGUCACCAGAGCAAAACCGUACAGCAUCACUUGUACAGGAAACAGUAACUACCUAGCUGUGCGAUAUCAAACACACCACAACAUCCUUCCCAUAGAAAAAGAACAUACCACAAAGCACAAUGGCCUCCCAAACCCCGAACCUCAAAGUCCACCACCUCCGCAACGGCCAAGGCGAGCGCAUCCCCUUCCUCCUAGAAGAGCUCUCCCUCCCCUACACCCUCGUCCCCUACACACGCUCCCCGCUCCUCGCACCCCCCGAACUGAAAUCCCUGCAUCCCAUGGGCGCAUCCCCCGUCCUCGAGGACCUCACGAACCCCUCUGCACCACUCAAGCUCGCCGAGUCGGGCGCGAUCGUCGAGUACCUUAUCAACGUGCACGGGGGCGGGAAGCUCGCGCUGGGCCCGGCGCACAAGGACUACGCGGACUAUUUGUACUGGUUCCACUUCUCGAACGCGAACCUGCAGCCUGGGGUGUUUCGACGGGCGUUGGUGAGGGGGCUGGCGGGCGAGGAGGACGCGAGGUUUGCGGCGUAUGAUGCGAGGUUGAAGGGCACGUUGUCGUUUGUGGAUGAGAGGUUGAGGGGGAGUAAGUGGUUGGCGGGCGAGGAGUUUACUGCCGCGGAUGUGAUGAGUAUGUGGUGUUUUACGACAAUGAGGACGUUUGAGCCGUUUGAUUUGACGGGGUAUGAGGGUAUUUUGAGGUGGAUGCGCGAGGUGGCGGAGAGGCCAGCGUAUAGGCGGGCAAUGGAGAAGGGGGACCCGGAGUUGGUGGUUGAGGAGUUGAUCAGUGCGAAGGGGCCGCAGUUGUUUAGGGAUGGGAUGUUCAGCAAGGCGAUGCAGGCGCCGCCGAAGAAGUGAGUAAGCAAGCCUGUCAAUGAUGCCCUGGGGAAGUUGGGAGCGCAAUGCUGAAGAUGAAGUAGGCAGAAGCUAUGAAAUGACGACGACGACGAUGUAUUCGAAAAAAGAUGCUAAGCUCCAUUCCUGUCUCUGUACGCAACCCAGGUCUACGCUAUACGGGUAUAUAAAUUUCCUCCCUUC
Molecule: messenger RNA, 1055 nt
Organism: Aaosphaeria arxii CBS 175.79
Lineage: Eukaryota; Fungi; Ascomycota; Dothideomycetes; Pleosporales
Product: glutathione S-transferase
Exons: 1
Coding region: 138-875 (245 amino acids)
Source: RefSeq, a predicted model, not a curated record